CUCACGUGUUUAGGGUUGGCGUUUGUGAAGAAGUUAUUUAUCUAUUCUCUCCAAACGAGUCUCUCUCUUCAUCGCUCAGUUAUCGGCUAUCACAAACCCUAAUCUAGGGUUUUCUUCUCUCAGAAAGUCGGAAGAAAAGGAAAAAAGUUUCAAUCAUGAGUAAGCUUCAGAGUGAUGCCUUGAGGGAAGCAAUCACCCAGAUUACUAAUGAUGCCAAGGAGAAAAAGCGUAACUUCACUGAAACCGUUGAGCUCCAGAUUGGACUGAAAAACUAUGAUCCUCAGAAGGACAAGCGUUUCAGUGGUUCUGUGAAGUUGCCUCAUAUCCCUCGUCCCAAAAUGAAGGUUUGCAUGCUUGGUGAUGCUCAGCACGUGGAAGAGGCUGAGAAGAUAGGUUUGGAGUAUAUGGAUGUGGAAGGGCUGAAGAAACUUAACAAAAACAAGAAACUGGUUAAGAAACUUGCUAAGAAAUAUCAUGCCUUCUUAGCAUCAGAAGCUGUCAUCAAGCAGAUUCCCCGUCUAUUAGGACCUGGACUCAACAAAGCAGGGAAGUUUCCUACCCUUGUCACUCAUCAAGAGUCUCUCGAGUCUAAAGUUAAUGAGACUAAAGCAACAGUCAAAUUCCAACUGAAGAAGGUUCUCUGCAUGGGAGUUGCUGUUGGCAACCUCAGUAUGGAGGAGAAGCAGAUUUUUCAAAAUGUGCAAAUGAGUGUUAAUUUUCUGGUUUCCUUGUUGAAGAAGAACUGGCAAAAUGUGAGGUGCUUGUACCUGAAGAGUACCAUGGGGAAACCAGUCCGCAUCUUCUAAACCUUGUUUCUCUGUACUCGAGCUGUUUUACGGAGCAAUUUAGUGUGAGCCAAUGCUUAACAGAUUUUUCUGGAUUGAGCAGUUUUCCCUUUUUGUUAGCUGUGUUUACUUUGAUGCCCUUUUGAAUUUAAUGUUUUCUAUAAAUUUUUAUGGAGAUGUGGAACUAUAUCAUUCAUUUACUGGAUGAUCCUUUUUGUUUUUGGUGGCAUAUGCUUACUUUAUCCUAGAAAAUCUUUUUGCAUAUUGUUUGCUUCA
Molecule: messenger RNA, 1061 nt
Organism: Camellia sinensis
Lineage: Eukaryota; Viridiplantae; Streptophyta; Magnoliopsida; Ericales; Theaceae
Product: large ribosomal subunit protein uL1
Biological process (GO): translation
Cellular component (GO): large ribosomal subunit
Molecular function (GO): structural constituent of ribosome; RNA binding
Source: RefSeq, a predicted model, not a curated record